AUGGAGGCGAAGGCGUCGAGGAAGAGCGGGGCGUACGUGACGUUCCUGGCCGGCGACGGCGACUACUGGAAGGGCGUGGUGGGGCUGGCAAAGGGGCUCCGCGCCGUGAAGUCGGCCUACCCGCUCGUGAUCGCCGUGCUCCCCGACGUGCCCGCCGCGCACCGCCGCUCCCUCGUCGACCAGGGCUGCGUCGUCCGCGAGAUCCAGCCCGUGCUCCCGCCGGACGGCAGCCUCACCCAGUUCGCCAGGGCAUACUACGUCGUCAACUACUCCAAGCUCCGCAUCUGGGAGUUUGUCGAGUACGAGAGGAUGGUGUACCUGGACGCGGACAUCCAGGUGUACGGCAACAUCGACCACCUCUUCGACCUCGACACCGGCCGCUUCUACGCCGUCAAGGACUGCUUCUGCGAGAAGACGUGGGGCCACACGCCGCAGCACAAGAUCGGCUACUGCCAGCAGCGUCCCGACAAGGUGGCAUGGCCGGAGCAGGAGCUCGGCCCACCGCCGCCGCUCUACUUCAACGCCGGCAUGUUCGUGCACGAGCCCAGCCUCGCCACCGCCAAGGACCUCCUCGAUAGGCUCGCCGUCACGCCCCCAACGCCCUUUGCCGAGCAGGACUUCCUGAACAUGUUCUUCCGGGACAUGUACGAGCCGAUCUCGUCGGCGUACAACCUGGUGCUGCCGAUGCUGUGGCGCCACCCUGAGAACGUCGAGCUCGGCGAGGUCAAGGUGGUGCACUACUGCGCCUCGGGUGCGAAGCCGUGGAGGUACACCGGGGAAGAGCCGAACAUGGACAGGGAAGAGAUCAAGAUGUUGGUGAAGAGGUGGUGGGACGUGUACAACGACGAGACCCUCGACUACGGCUACAAGGGCGCCCCCGUCGCUGGCGAUGACCUGGACGCGGCUCUCGCCGAGGCUGCUGGCGGCAUCAAGUACUUCCCCGCCUCUUCGGCCGCGUAA
This is a messenger RNA of Lolium rigidum, 960 nucleotides long. Its product is annotated as galactinol synthase 2-like. NCBI's taxonomy places the organism in Eukaryota, Viridiplantae, Streptophyta, Magnoliopsida, Poales, Poaceae. The transcript is spliced from 4 exons. The coding region runs from base 1 to 960 and encodes 319 amino acids. Gene Ontology annotation, molecular function: glycosyltransferase activity. The record is from RefSeq and is a predicted model, not a curated record.